Molecule: messenger RNA, 1284 nt
Organism: Colletotrichum fioriniae
Lineage: Eukaryota; Fungi; Ascomycota; Sordariomycetes; Glomerellales; Glomerellaceae
Source: RefSeq, a predicted model, not a curated record
AUGUUCAACGACCUCAUCGCGGUCCGCUUGGUGAAGGGUGACUUUGCCUGUCUCGACGUACUCCAGGGCCUCCUCGUCCAUCUCGCCUGGCCAAAGAACCCGAAACGUUGGAACGUUGAGGGGAUGAGCACUUCACAAGACUAUGUCGACUCAUUAGAUGAACGUAGGACGUUUCUUGGAACGUAUUAUCUUUCUUCAUGCACGAGUAUCGUGCUCCAGAAGCUUCGCAUAGUCACCCUUUCGAGUUACAUCACCGAAACUGCUGAGAAGCUAGCGGAGAUCUCUGAGUACCCUACUGAUCAGUACCUUCCGUACAUCAUCAGCCUACAGCGGUUAGCCGAAGAUAUUGAUGACAUUGUGAAGAAUGAGUCGACAUUAGAUCCUAUGCAGAUUCAAGCUGCAGUAUCAGAAGCUAAGGAAAGGGUCGACGUGUUCAAGGGCGGGCUGACCUUCGCUCUUGGCGAUUGUCCAAUCUUGGUGCCUCAAUUACACACAAUUCAGCUCUGCCUGAACCAGCUGUCUCUACCAGAAACGCCUUUUGGUCUCAACAACCCGCAAAACGCCCCAAUGCAGCGGUUCAUUGCAGGUUUAUCCGAGAGCAUAGUAUCGGCCAAAUCGCUCGUUAGUGUCCUCCUCCAUACGCCUCAUGGACAAGAGGUCUACUUCCCGAACAUAGUCUGGGUAAUGCUGCAUUGUGGCUUCACUCUAGCCGCACGGCUGGAUCUGCUAGCUGCGGAUCCCCGGGUAGGGUUCAUGGCGGAGCACUUGAGGCAAUUUGCAGACAUUGCACACACCAUCCGCCAGGUCGUGCUCAGGCUCGACGCCGCAAGUUCACCAGACCUUGAUGACAGAGGCGACCGCGACAGUUUCUACCACUUUGCGAUUCGUGCAAAACGGGUCGAGAAGUUUUACCUCCAUGCUCAGAGUCAGGCUGCUGCUCAGCAAGCACAAGCCCAGCAGCAAGAAAUUUCGCCCCAUAGUAUUCACGCCAGCCUACCAGCGUCUACCGCAGGAUUCACAACCAUGGGGACACCAAGCUCAGAUUUUUCAAACCAAAACCCAAGCCUGGAUUACACGGUUGCGUCUUCCAUGUUCUCGCAAAACAUGGUGCCGUCGGGCGGAAAUGUCGCGUACCCGGACUUUUCUAUGGCCAACACCGCGACACUGGUCUCGAACCCCGAUUUCGUCAUGGAUACCCUCUCUUUCUUACCAGAUUCUUUCAUUCCUUUCAGAGGUUGGGGCAACGGCAUGAGCAGCGAACACAGUGGCGGAGCACAGUUUUAG